Messenger RNA from Durotheca rogersii, 3009 nucleotides. RefSeq names its product amino acid permease. Gene Ontology annotation, biological process: amino acid transmembrane transport. Lineage: Eukaryota; Fungi; Ascomycota; Sordariomycetes; Xylariales; Xylariaceae. Gene Ontology annotation, molecular function: amino acid transmembrane transporter activity. Gene Ontology annotation, cellular component: membrane. The coding region runs from base 529 to 2373 and encodes 614 amino acids. The transcript has 4 exons. The record is from RefSeq and is a predicted model, not a curated record.
AAUGCCUACGUACCUGAUAUAUGUAUAUACCUUCGUAAUUUUUCAUACACCCAGGUAUUUUAUCUAUGGGUACGUGUAGCAUGGAUGCAUGCGACGCAGCCCGGGAUCCAACUCCAUCAUCACCAUCAACACCAUCAUCGUCGUCAUCAUUGUCCUCUCUCUCUCUGCCUCUCCGCCUCCCUCCCUCCCUCUACCCCCCUCCCCGCGUGUCCUCUCUGGGGAUGAUACAAUCACCAAUCUGCUUUGCCGACAAUCCCACCUUUUCGAGUUUUUAUCUGCUAGUGCGCUUCGAGGCGAUAACCCCGGCUAGAGAGGCACCUCGCGAUUCACACCAACCGCGCAUCACCUCUACCAGCUAUCGUCACCUCUCUCCCUCCUCCUCCCCGAGCAUCCAUUGACAUAUACCUAUCCAUACCUAUCUGUACCCAUGUAAUACACAUAUAGGUAGAAUACAUAUAGGCAUAGAGAUACGUACGCGCGUGCGCGCAAUCCUCCCCGCCCUCGGUCACGGCGGGUCCUCCAGGAGCCAUGGCGCCACCGUCCAACCGCGACAUCGAGAUGAACGUCUUCCCCAUAAAGGAGGACUCCCUCGCGCAGGGCAGCAGCUACACCAUGCGCGAGCCCCUCUACGAAGACACCGCGCCCCCGCGAUUCCUCGACCGUUUAGUCGACGGCUUCCGCCGGGACCCCAGCCAGCGCAUCACGUCCGAAGACCCCCUCGACGACAUCCACACGGUUGAGGCCGUCCGGUUGCACCGGCCGAUCCUGGGCAGGCGAGGCUCUCAGUCGCAUCAUUAUGAUUUACGGCUGGCCACCUUGCAAACCGCCCAGUCGCAUCUGGCCAGGAAGCUGAAAGGCCGGCAUCUGCAAAUGAUCGCCAUGGGCGGCUCUAUAGGGACCGGCCUAUUCGUCGCUUCGGGUCGCGCCCUUCAGGUCGGCGGUCCCGCCUCGUUGCUCCUUGCCUACCUAUUCAUCGGGUGCAUGCUCUACUGCACCGUCCAAGCUCUCGGUGAACUCGCAGUCUGUUUCCCAGUCGCCGGUUCUUUCUCGGCCUAUUCGACACGCUUCAUCGACCCGUCGUGGGGUUUUGCUAUGGGCUGGAAUUACGCGUUGCAAUGGCUCGUUGCCCUGCCGCUCGAAAUCAUCGCUGCGUCCAUCACCAUAUCGUACUGGAACCCGGAUCUAAACAAGGCCAUAUUUGUAACCAUCUUCCUCUCCGCCGUCGUCGCGAUCAACCUGUUCGGCGUCAAGGGAUACGGCGAAGCCGAAUUCGUCUUCGCUAUUAUCAAGAUCAUCGCUGUCAUCGGCUUCAUAUUGCUGGGCAUCGUUCUAAAUAUCGGCGGGGUCCCGGGCGGCGGAUAUAUCGGGGGCCUGUACUGGCGGGAUCCGGGCGCAUUCCACAACGGCUUCAAAGGUCUGUGCAGCGUUUUCGUCACGGCCGCCUUCGCCUUCGCCGGCACAGAGUUGGUCGGCCUUGCCGCCGCCGAAACGGCAAACCCUCGAAAGUCCCUGCCGACCGCCAUCAAGCAGGUGUUUUGGCGCAUCACGUUGUUUUACAUCGUGGCGCUAUUUCUCAUCGGCCUCCUCGUGCCGUACGAUGAACCCCGCCUGCUUCUCCCCGGGUCGGCGUCCGCCGCGGCGUCCCCCUUCGUCAUCGCCAUCGAGAACGCGGGUAUCGAGGUCUUGCCCUCGGUUAUGAACGUCGUCAUCCUGAUCGCCGUCCUCUCGGUCGGAAACUCCUCCGUCUUCGGCUCCUCGCGGACGCUCGCCGCUCUGGCCGACCAGAGCCAGGCGCCGAGGAUCCUGUCCUACAUCGACCGCCGCGGCCGCCCCUUGGUUUCCAUCAUCGUCGCGUCCUCGAUGGGCCUGCUGGCGUACCUCGCCGACCUGAACGAGCAGGGCCUCGUGCUCGGCUGGCUCGUCGCCAUCUCGGGGCUGUCGUCCAUCUUCACCUGGGCGUCGAUCUGCCUGGCCCACAUCCGGUUCCGCCAGGCCUGGUUGCAGAAGGGCCACAGCCUGCGCGAGCUGGCCUUCAAGUCCCAGUGCGGCGUGGCGGGCUCCUACCUGGGGUUCGCCUUCAACGUCGCCGUGCUGCUGGCCCAGUUCUGGGUCGGCGCGUGGCCGGUGGGCUGGCGCGAGCUGCCGCCGAGGGACCUGGCCCAGAGCUUCUUCCUGCAGUACAUGGCGGUCCCCGUCGUCGUCGUCUUCUACCUGGCGCACCGCCUCUACGCCCAGACCUCGUUCGUCCGGAUCGCCGACAUGGACAUCGUCACGGGCCGCCGCGACUUCAACCUGCCCAUCCUCCUCGCGCAGGAGGCCGAGGAGCGGAGGGGCUGGCCCCGGUGGAAGCGCAUCUACAAGUUUUUGUGCUGACGUGAAGCCGCUACUACUACCUGCUUUUUUUUUGUCCUCCCUUCCGUAGCGGCAUUGUUUGGUUUUUCUUUCUCUCUCUAAUAAUCCCAUUCUAUUUUAUCGCACCGCAAGUUCAGCGCGGGAACGGCGCCGGCGGCGCUCUCGGAAUAAAUGUACCAUAACGACGGGUGUCUUGCCUGGCGAGGAGCGCGAGGCGAAGCGGGAGUAAUGCGGCGGUGCCUGUAUUUUGAGAGAGCGAGGCGUACGGCUUUGCGGAGGCUAUCUAUCGUCGUUCUAUCUGUCUGGAUUCAUCUACCUAUAUACCUAAGUCGAACGAGUCACUUCUAGCUUUCCCCCGCUCUUUGCUCCGUAUAGGUAUAUAUAUACUGAUGUGGUUUUCGCUUAUCUCCCCUCCUCCUCCACCACCAUUAUCUCCUUCUCGGUACGCGCCCCGCGCAUACCUACGGGACGUGGUACGUAAGUGCGUGUGCGUGUGAUAUCGUCGUCGCAUCGACGUCGAAUCUGGUCCGGCGCCGCGUAAGUGGUGGGAGAUGAGCUAAAUAGCGAAGACUACCAAGUAGCGCUGUUAGGAAUCGAACCUAUCCUUCGUUAAGUAACCUAUUGAUCUGUGGGAUGGGGGUUAGGUAGAUAGGCAGG